AUUAACCCCCUAGCUCAACCCAUCAUCUACCUCACCGUCUUCACAGGCACACUUAUUACAGCACUGAGCUCCCACUGAUUCUUUGCCUGACUGGGCCUAGAAAUAAACAUACUCGCUUUCAUCCCAGUCCUAACCAAAAAAACAAGCCCCCGCUCCACAGAAGCCGCUAUCAAAUAUUUCCUCACACAAGCAACCGCAUCCAUAAUUUUCCUAAUAGCCAUCCUCCACAACAACAUAUUUUCCGGACAGUGAACCACAGCCAAUACCACCAACCCAUAUUCAUCUCUAAUAAUUGUAACCGCCCUAGCAAUAAAACUAGGAAUAGCCCCCUUCCACUUCUGAGUCCCAGAAGUCACCCAAGGAGUCCCCCUAACAUCCGGCCUACUCCUCCUUACAUGACAAAAAUUAGCCCCCAUUUCAAUUAUAUACCAAAUAUACCCAUCAGUAGACACAAACAUCCUCCUCACCCUCUCAAUUCUAUCUAUCCUGGUAGGCAGCUGAGGCGGACUAAACCAAACCCAACUACACAAAAUCCUGGCAUACUCCUCAAUCACUCACAUAGGAUGAAUAGUAGCAGUACUACCCUACAACCCAAACAUCACUAUCCUCAACCUAAUCAUCUAUAUUACCCUGACAACUACCACAUUCCUAAUUCUCGACUUAAACUCUAGCACCACAAUCCUACUGUUAUCCCGCACCUGAAACAAACUGACAUGACUAAUACCCCUAAUCUCAUCAACCUUACUAUCCUUAGGGGGCCUGCCCCCACUAACCGGCUUCCUACCCAAAUGAGCUAUCAUUGAGGAAUUCGCAAAAAACGACAAUCUUAUUGCUCCCACAAUCAUAGCCAUUAUCUCUCUCCUCAACCUCUACUUCUACGCACGCCUAAUUUACAUCACCUCAAUCACACUACUCCCCAUGUCUAACAACGUAAAAAUAAAAUGACAAUUCGAAAAUACAAAACCCGCCCCUCUCCUCCCCACACUCACUAUCCUUACCGCCCUACUUCUACCUAUCUCCCCUCUCAUCCUAUCCAUCCCAUAG
Molecule: messenger RNA, 1044 nt
Organism: Pongo pygmaeus (Bornean orangutan)
Lineage: Eukaryota; Metazoa; Chordata; Mammalia; Primates; Hominidae
Source: the annotation of a RefSeq genome assembly